Sphaeramia orbicularis (orbiculate cardinalfish) is the source of this 2329-nucleotide messenger RNA. RefSeq names its product pseudouridine-metabolizing bifunctional protein C1861.05. Gene Ontology annotation, molecular function: pseudouridylate synthase activity; kinase activity; hydrolase activity, acting on glycosyl bonds. Lineage: Eukaryota; Metazoa; Chordata; Actinopteri; Kurtiformes; Apogonidae. Bases 157 to 2256 code for a protein of 699 amino acids. Gene Ontology annotation, cellular component: cytoplasm. The transcript is spliced from 19 exons. The record is from RefSeq and is a predicted model, not a curated record.
CCCAGAAAACAGGAGCAAAGAAAAUUCCCACAAUGGCUGAAUGGGACUUGAAGCUUGCAGUGACGGAACACACACAGCAUGGUGUGAUGCAACCAGGGAGACUAUUUUAUUUUUCCAACAAAAAACAGAGAUUUUCCUGUAAAACCUGACCUGAGAAUGCUGAAGAGAGCCCCUAUGUUUAUCCUGAGAAGAGGAAUUGCAACAUACCACAGCAGAUUUUUCAAAAAUGACAGUGUCUUCAGAGUUCAUCCAUCUGUAUCACAGGCUCUGGCAGAGAACAGACCAGUGGUUGCACUUGAAAGCACAAUCAUCACUCAUGGCAUGCCCUAUCCACACAACCUAAGCACAGCCAGGGAAGUGGAGGCCAUUGUGCAGGAUGAAGGAGCCACUCCGGCCACUGUGGGAGUUAUUGAAGGCAAAGUUCAUGUUGGUCUGUCAUCAGAGGAGCUUGACCACCUUGCCCGCUGCAGCACAUCCAUGAAAGUGUCCCGAAGAGAUUUGCCUUAUGUUGUUAGCCAAGGGCUUUCAGGGGGAACGACUGUGUCAGCCACUAUGAUAGCAGUACAUCGAGUUGGCAUCCCUGUGUUUGUCACCGGGGGGAUUGGAGGAGUCCACAGAGAUGGAGAGAACAGUCUGGAUGUCAGUGCAGACCUGACAGAGCUGGGCAGGACUCCCAUUGCUGUGGUCUCUGCUGGUGUGAAAUCUAUCUUGGACAUUGGUCGCACCCUAGAAUUCCUUGAGACGCAAGGAGUCUGUGUUGCCACUUAUGGAGCCUCAAAGAAUUUUCCAGCUUUCUUUUCUCCACAAAGUGGAUUCACUUCCCCAUAUAAUGUAUGCAACCCUGAGGAGGCAGCAAAACUUAUUGCAAGUACUUUGCCACUGGGUCUCCAAAGUGGUGUCCUGAUAGCUGUACCCAUCCCAGAGGAGCAUGCAGCAGUGGGCCUGCAGAUAGAGGAGGCCAUACAGACUGCAGUGGCAGAAGCAAGUGAUAAAGGUAUCACAGGAAGAGAUGUGACGCCAUUCAUUCUUCAAAAGGUCAAUGAUCUGACUAAAGGAAAGUCCCUUCAGGCCAACAUAGCACUCAUUCAUAACAAUGCUAAAGUUGGCAGCCAGAUAGCCUGCGCUCUGUCAAAACUGAGGAAUAAGAAGGAGUCAAGAGACACAGCUCAGUGUGUGCAAAAACUCAGACCAGAUUCAAAAUCAGACAUUGUCGUUGUGGGAGGAAUAAAUGUGGAUUUUAUAGCUAAAGGAAAAACUAAAACUCUUCAUUUUGGACAGACCAAUCCAGGAAGUGUUUGUCAAUCUUUUGGGGGUGUGGGGCGGAACAUUGCUGACUGUCUGAGUCGACUAGGCCACAAACCCCUCUUCAUCUCAGCUGUUGGGACUGAUUCACACAGUGAUGCUGUGAUAAACUACUGUAAACAUAUGAACACAAGUGGUGUGGCAAGGCUGAAGGACCAGAACACUGCCACAUACUGUGCUGUUAUUACUCAAAGCGGAGAACUGAGUCUAGGGUUGGGUGACAUGGAUAUUCACCAACAAAUCACAGAGCACUAUGUGUCACAAUUUGAGAAGCAGCUCUCCUCAGCUGCUCUUGUGUGUCUCGAUGGAAACAUCCCAGUCUCAACCAUCAACUAUGUUUGUUCUGUUGCCAAAAACCACAAUGUCAAUGUCUGGUAUGAGCCAACAGAUGCAGAUAAGGCUUGUAAACCUUUCCUGUCAGAGGCAUGGAAGUGUCUUUCCUACUUAUCCCCAAACCUGUCAGAGUUGUGCACCAUGAACCAAACCCUUGGCCUCCCAUCACCCAAAGCGCUUCCGAGCUCUGUUGAUGAGGUGCUCAGUAUUGCAGUAGCUCUCUCCUGCCCCCUUCUGGAGCAUCUGCACUGUCUAGUGGUGACCCUGGGAGCUAAUGGUGUUCUCGUGUGUGGAGAACAUGAUGCAGGCUCGGUCAACCUGAAGCCAAGAAAACAGAAAAGGAAAGGACGUCUUUGUGCGCUCCAUUACCCUGCCCUGACUGUGACUGCAGAAGAGACUAUGAAUGUCUCAGGAGCAGGAGAUAGUCUGGCAGGUGCACUGAUAACGGGGAUCCUCCAGGGCCGAGACACAGACAGCUGUGUCCAGAUGGGACUCCUGGCUGCACGUCUGUCCCUCGCCUCGCCACACCCCAUCGACCCCACACUCACUUUAGACUCUGUGGAUCCUGACAAAGACCACACUCACUGCUGGCCCAAGCCUCAAUUCAUGUGGAUCGAUUAAAAAUGUUUUUAUGAUGUGAAAUAUGCUGAUGAAAUAUGUCACAGUAGAUGAUUAAAUAAACAUAUUACACACU